This is a messenger RNA of Schizosaccharomyces osmophilus, 1482 nucleotides long. RefSeq names its product transmembrane transporter. The transcript has a single exon. The record is from RefSeq and is a predicted model, not a curated record. Bases 1 to 1482 code for a protein of 493 amino acids. Gene Ontology annotation, biological process: transmembrane transport. Gene Ontology annotation, molecular function: transmembrane transporter activity. NCBI's taxonomy places the organism in Eukaryota, Fungi, Ascomycota, Schizosaccharomycetes, Schizosaccharomycetales, Schizosaccharomycetaceae.
AUGGAUUCCAGUUCGGAAAAAAAACAAGAAAAGUUCGGUAUCGAAAAGGAAACAAUAGCUGAGUAUGGAGAAAUCGCCAAUGCUCCGUUAAGCCUAUCUUCAUGGAUUUACAAAAGACCAAAGUUUUGUCGCUUUAAAGGUCUGGCGUACGGAAGUGCAUUAACACAAAUCAUCGUUGUGUCAUGGGUCUGCUUCUUAUGUCCAGGAAUGUUUAAUGCUUUAUCCGGCCUAGGGGGAGGAGGUGAGGUAAACGCAAAUGUAGCGAAUGAAGCCAAUGUUGCCUUAUAUAGCACUUUUGCUGGACUUGGUUUCUUUGGCGGAUCCAUUUGCAACUUGAUUGGGGUGAAACUAUCACUUUCCGUAGGAGGUACUGGGUAUAUAGUCUAUACAGCUUCCUUUUUAUGCUAUAAACAUGUUUACAACAGGGCUUUUGUCAUUUUUGGGGGUUGUUACUUGGGCCUUACCGCAGGAAUACUAUGGGCAGCUCAAGGAGCUGUUAUCAUGUCCUAUCCUCCAGAAGAAAAAAAGGCUCGUUACAUAGCUAUUUUUUGGGUCAUUUUUAACAUGGGAGCUGUUAUUGGAAGUAUUGUUCCUCUCGCACAAACGAUGCAUUCAUCACAAAAUUCUGCUGGAGACGGAACAUAUGCCGGUUUUAUCGUGCUCAUGGCCUUAGGCAGUAUUCUUGCGUUACUCAUGGUUAAUCCAAAAAAAACUGUCAAGGAAGAUGGGAAUUUGGUUCAUGUUAAAAAGAGUAUGGGAUGGAAGAAAGAAUUGCUUGGUUUGGUCCAAAUACUAUAUAAGGAAUAUUGGAUCCUACUUCUCUUUCCUAUGUUUUUUUCUUCCAACUGGUUUUAUACAUACCAGUUUAAUGAUGUCAACCUAGCGUAUUUUAAUAUUCGUACCCGUGCCCUAAAUAACUUGCUGUACUGGUUCUCUCAAAUUUUAGGCUCUGCUGCAACGGCAGUUCUUUUAGAUAAUCCUAAAAUGAACAGAGCUGUUCGUGCAAGAGUUGGAUGGGUUUGUGUCUUUGUAUUGGUUUGUGUUAUUUGGGGUGGAGGUUUAGCAUUCCAAUUGAAAUAUACCAGACAAUCGGUGAACGCUCCUGAUUUUGAGAAAGUAGAUUUCACUCAUUGUGGAUAUACCGGUUACGCAUUUUUGUAUAUAUUUUAUGGCAUCAUGGAUUCUAUAUGGCAAAAUUACUCUUAUUGGAUAAUUGGCAGUCUCACUAAUGAUACAAACAAACUGGCAGUUUAUAUGGGAUUCUACAAAUCAUUACAAUCAACAGGUGCCGUGGUAACCUAUCGUCUUGAUAGUCUAAAUGUACCUUUUAUGCAUUAUUUUGCUAGUUGCUGGGCCCUUUUGUGUGGUUCUUUAAUAAUUGCUUAUCCCAUUAUUUGGAAAAAGAUUACGGUUACAACAGAAACUGAAGAAGAUUCAGCUGCUCUGGUAAAUGGACAAGAAGCUGUAAUAGGGGUACCAUGA